AUGUCUAAGUUCUACGUUUGUUCUGCUGGCUGCAACCAGACUUUCACCAGGUUUCCUGACAUGAAGAAACAUGAGGCCACUCAUUCAGCGAAAGGGUACCUCUGCACCUGGCCCGGGUGUGACUUUGCGACAAUGCUAAAAGCCAGCUACGACAUCCAUUCUGCUAAACAUGCGGGCGAGCAACGCCACAUCUGUCCUCACGAUGGUUGUGACUUCAAGACUCACAACCCCUCCCUUCUCACGUGCCACCGCAAGAAAAAACAUGGUUAUGUUCCUCUGCCGCGCGGUCGUGGUGCCACCUCCGCAACAGAGUCCCAGCCUCCGGCACAGCACAACCCCCCGACACAGCCCCUGCCCUCUGGCACAUCGUACCAAUACCAACCCCCACCUAUCAACAACCAAUCGUUGGGAGUCUUAUACGGGUCAGCAGAUACCACGGACGAGUAUACUAUGUAUACCGGACCCGCUCGGGCCCAAAAUGGGUGGACUGAGGGAUGCAUGUGUCCUGAAUUGAUGCAGAGGCGCCCUUCGGAGUUUCCGGGGUAUGAAUAUAGGCGUCAUUAG
Suillus subaureus is the source of this 564-nucleotide messenger RNA. RefSeq lists its product as uncharacterized. The record is from RefSeq and is a predicted model, not a curated record. Bases 1 to 564 code for a protein of 187 amino acids. The transcript has 4 exons. NCBI's taxonomy places the organism in Eukaryota, Fungi, Basidiomycota, Agaricomycetes, Boletales, Suillaceae.